AAGAAGAGCAUUAAUUAGGGAUGAAAGGCUAUUGGAAAGGUUCCAAAAUCUGGCAAUCAUGGACAAAGAAGCCCCCCUCGUCAGCCCACGCCGCCGCGUCGCCUGCAGCGCCGCCGCCGUCGCUGCCAAGGCCGGAGCAGACUGUAAGAGAAAUAUUAGAGAGAUGGUUGCAUCUGGUGCUUUAGCGAAACAACAAACUGCUGAUAGGUUUCAACAAAUAAAAAAGGAAGUUAAUGAGAUCAUCAGAGCCCCUUUUUCCCAGCCGAAUUAUUGACCAAGCAACAAGAUGGUUCAACUGAUGCUUUUCAGGAAAUCAGUAACGAUGGAGCAAGAUCUUCAAAAGAAAAAUUUGUCAUGAGCACUGUGUUAUAAGACAUAUCUCUAUGAUUUAUAUGUUGAGGGAAUGGUCAAAAGAUAAGGGCCCUCACUGCAGAAAGCUCUAUGUAGAGCUUGCAGAAUUAUGGCCUUAGCCAUGGAUAAUGUUAGACUUAAAAGAUGCCAUUUACAGAGCAAAAGGAAGGAGAAGCGCACUUUACAGGCAGCAUAAGGGGAAUUGACAGCCUCGCAGUGAAGAGAAGUCGAAGAGGCAAGAUUUGGCUUCGACAACAGGAGCAGAGAAGCUAAAUCCAGCUGCUCAAGUUCUAACUGGACGAAAGAAAGCCAGCAUGGUUUGAUAGACGCUGAACAUACAAGCAAAAAAUCCUGAUCAGAAAAUGACUGCAGUGGACGAUGAUCCAGUCAAUGGAAGAUGGCGUGCAAAUAAUUGUUGGCGAAGUUCAUGAUUGGUCUGGUAUAGGUAUAUCAAGGAGAGAAGACGGCGAAGCUCGCUGUUACAAUGCACGUCAAAGUGAUCUGGCGUCAUCUCACUCCCAUGUGGAUUGUGUGUGAGCAUGCGAUGGAUACCUCAUCACGCAAUUGAUAGAAGCGUCUGUCAGGGCGCUUGUCAUGGGACCUCGUGCUCAGACAAGACUACUGAUGGAUUUGGCCCUCUCUUCUCUGUUUCCAUUGGAAUCGGGAGCGAGGCGCCGCCUUCAUGGCUGCGGCGUCCUUCGGAGCCUGAGAUAGCGAUCGUGGCGAUGGAAAGGGGCCGCCUUUGGAUGGAGAAUUGCGGCUCCCGUCUUUUCCUGUCGCUGCCGGACGACGUGCUUGCGCUCAUCUCGGACCAUCUCCAUCCGGCCGAUCUCUGCGCGCUGAGCCUUUGCUGCCGCGGUCUCCGACCGGCGAUCGCCGCCUCCGAGAAGGUCUGGCUUGCGCAGUGCCGCCGUCUCAGCCCGCCGCCGCAUGCGCUCCCCCUCUGGCGCGAGGGCGUGCGGUCUUACCGCGCCCUCUGCCGCUUCCUCGCCGCCGUCGCGCCGCUACUCGGCGUUUGGGUCCACCAGAACCCCGAGCUCGGCAACGUGGUGUGCGUCCUCUGGGGCUUCCUCUCCGUCGUCGGCGUUCGCGUCAUACCUCAGGAGCUCGGGCCGCUGGGUCUCGACGAGGGGCCUCUGCUUUGGGCGCCGGUGUUUGAGAUCCUCGCCGACGACGAUGGAUCUCCCUCCUGUUUCUUUCUCCAUGGCCGUGGCGAGAACGGAGAGGAAUCCCUCUUCCCCGGCUCCAUCGGAUCCAUCGACUCCUCCUGCAACAUCCUCCUCCUCGAGGUCGAGGCCCGCCGCAAAGAGACAGGCUUUCAUCAAUCCUGGAUCUUCUCAUCCAUCGCCGACAGCAAAGAUCCCACCUUUGUGAGACGACUUCGCCGGUGUGACACCAACACGGUCUCUGCUCCCGCUGCAGCACUACUGCCUCCUCCGCUCAUCCCAUUCGCGCGACUUCCAUUCAGCGAUCGUCGCGGGCUUCUAGACCGAGUGGCUGGCAGAGUCGCCCUCGAUGUCCCGCCGGAUCUGACCGCCGCUCCUCUAUUCGAUCGUUGUGACAACGCAGAGCAGUUGGCCCAUCGCCGGUCUGUGAUCGUCAAGAUGCACAAGCAGCUGAACGGAGGGCGAAUCGAUUGGAAAGACUACCAAUUGGAGGAACGCUCGGCGCAGCACAAAAGCGCUGCGAAUGGAGAUGAGCUCCACCACCACUACAAACGAAACGCCCUAUUCUCCGUGGCAGCGUACUUUAGAGACGGAUUCAAACAAUUCAUCGCCAGGUCGAAUCCCCGUGAUUUGACAUCCCACAAGAAGCACCCUCCGCUGCACCAGUUCUUGAUGCCCGGCGACAGCCUCGGUCUGAGCUUGCGAGCAGCGCACAUGAGGUUGACCACGUACAGAGCGUGGCCCGACAUGCACGACAACUGGUUCGCUCUCUACAAACUCCGUAUGCCGAUCCCAACCGCCGGUCACGAGCUCGCGGGGCUAUGGGGUGGCACCUUCGGCUGGCCUCCGGCGCGGCCGUCGCAGGACAAGCCGGGGAAGGCUCUAUUCUUCCUUCGUCUCACCUACGAGGAAGAAGAGGGGCGGCCUCUUUUGGUCGCCACCAAGCUACUGGAAGGCACCCACUACGUCCUUCACCCCAAUGGCUCCGCAAUGUUCGUGGCGAAGGUCGACGAGGCAUCGUCGGAUGCAUUCCCGUGGGACAACGACGGUGAGAUGGAAGUGAAGCAGAGUUACACCGGGGAGGGAAUCGCCGGCGGGUACGGAUUCCGGUACCCUGGAUGCAAGCCCGGCGCCUUAUUCGUGCUCCAGAACGGGCUGCUCGCGUUCGUGUGGAAGGAGUCGAAGUCGGUACUGAUGCUGCAGAGGAUCGACCUGCCGGAGCUGCUCAAGAAAGGAGAAAGAGUGGCGACGCUGCCUCCGGUCGCCAACUUCUGCUACCUCACCAAGUCCUACUCCAAUGUCUUUGUUGGCGUUCACAAUAGCAGCAGUUCAAAUGGUUCAUGUAUACACCACGCUAUCUAAUCUCUGAAUCAGACUCUGUGCAUUUUCUACUUGAA
Zingiber officinale is the source of this 2914-nucleotide messenger RNA. Its product is annotated as F-box protein At5g39450-like. The transcript has 9 exons. Gene Ontology annotation, molecular function: protein binding. The coding region runs from base 891 to 2879 and encodes 662 amino acids. The record is from RefSeq and is a predicted model, not a curated record. NCBI's taxonomy places the organism in Eukaryota, Viridiplantae, Streptophyta, Magnoliopsida, Zingiberales, Zingiberaceae.